CCGCCGCUUCGCCGUCGCCGCAGCCCGGCAUCGCCGCCACCAUGGACGGGCCCGCCGCCGAGGCGCUGCUGGCUCCGCUCAGGCAGGCGGUCCGGCAGCAGGGAGAACUUGUCCGGAAGCUGAAGGAAGAGAAAGCUCCCCAGGUGGAUGUAGACAAAGCCGUUGCUGAAUUGAAGACUCGGAAGAGAAUCCUAGAAGCAAAGGAACUGGCUUUGCAGCCGAAGGAUGAUAUCGUGGACAGAGCUAAAAUGGAAGAUACCCUGAAACGAAGAUUUUUCUAUGAUCAGGCUUUUUCUAUAUAUGGAGGUGUGAGCGGACUCUACGAUUUUGGUCCUGUGGGUUGCGCUUUGAAGAACAACAUAAUUCAAGCAUGGAGGCAGCAUUUCAUCCAGGAAGAACAGAUCCUCGAGAUAGACUGCACCAUGCUCACGCCGGAGCCAGUGCUGAAGACUUCUGGCCACGUAGACAAAUUUGCAGACUUCAUGGUGAAGGAUGUGGUCAACGGGGAAUGUUUUCGAGCUGAUCACCUCUUGAAAGCUCAUUUGCAGAAGCUGAUGUCUGACAAGAAAUGCGCAGCUGAGAAAAAGACCGAGAUGGAGAAUGUGAUAACUCAGUUGGACAACUACAGCCAGCAAGAGCUUGCAGAUCUGUUUGUGAAUUACAAUGUGAAGUCCCCCAUUACAGGAAACGACCUCAGCCCUCCUGUCUCUUUCAACCUGAUGUUCAAGACUUCCAUCGGCCCCGGAGGAAAUAUGCCUGGCUAUCUGAGGCCGGAGACAGCUCAAGGGAUCUUCUUGAACUUCAAGCGCCUGUUGGAGUUCAAUCAAGGCAAACUGCCUUUCGCCGCUGCUCAGAUCGGGAACUCCUUCAGGAACGAGAUCUCGCCCCGCUCAGGGCUUAUCCGAGUCAGAGAAUUCACGAUGGCGGAAAUUGAGCACUUUGUGGAUCCCAGCGAAAAGCACCACCCCAAGUUCCAGAACGUAGCUGACCUCCAAAUCGUCCUGUACUCCUCCAAAGCCCAGACCAGCGGGCAGUCGGCUCAUGCCAUGCGCCUGGGGGAUGCCGUUGAGCAGGGCGUAAUCAAUAAUUCGGUGCUGGGUUACUUCAUUGGCAGAAUCUACCUCUUCCUCGUCAAAGUUGGCAUCUCCCCAAACAAGCUUCGCUUCCGGCAGCACAUGGAGAACGAGAUGGCUCACUAUGCCUGUGACUGCUGGGAUGCAGAGUCCAAAACGUCCUACGGGUGGAUUGAGAUCGUUGGCUGUGCUGACCGCUCCUGCUAUGACCUGUCCUGCCAUGCCAGAGCCACCAAAGUUCCACUUGCCGCCGAAAAGCCUCUGAAGGAGCCCAUAUCAGCAAACGUAGUCCAGUUUGAAGCCAAUAAGGGAGCUGUUGGCAGGGCUUAUAAGAAGGACGCCAAACUGGUGCUGGAGUACCUUGCCAUCUGUGACGAGUGUUACAUCAAUGAGAUGGAGAAACUCUUGAACGAAAAAGGGGAAAUAACCAUUGAAACCGAAGGGAAAACUUUUCAGUUAACGAAGGAGAUGGUCAGCGUGAAGAGAUUCCAGAAAACUUUGCAUGUGGAAGAGGUUGUUCCGAAUGUGAUCGAGCCCUCGUUUGGUAUUGGAAGAAUCAUGUAUACAGUGUUUGAGCACACAUUCCGCAUUCGAGAGGGAGACGAGCAGCGAACGUACUUCAGCUUCCCUGCCGUCGUGUCUCCGUUCAAGUGCUCCGUCCUUCCCCUGAGCCAGAACCAGGAGUUCGUGCCCUUUGUGAAGGAACUAUCUGAAGCCCUCACCAGAAACGGGGUCUCUCAUAAGGUGGACGAUUCCUCUGGCUCCAUCGGCAGGCGCUAUGCCCGGACCGACGAGAUCGGCGUGGCUUUCGGGAUCACCAUCGACUUUGACACGGUCAACCGGGAUCCCCACACGGCAACCUUAAGAGACCGCGAUUCGAUGCGCCAGAUACGAGCGGAGAUCUCUGAGCUUCCAACCAUUGUUCGGGACCUUGCAAACGGCCACACGACUUGGGCCGAUGUGGAGGCGAAGUAUCCGCUCUUCGAGGGGCAGGAGACAGGCAAGAAGGAGACCAUAGAGGAGUGA
This is a messenger RNA of Euleptes europaea (tarantolino), 2099 nucleotides long. It is a transcript of the gene GARS1, whose product is annotated as glycyl-tRNA synthetase 1. Gene Ontology annotation, molecular function: ATP binding; glycine-tRNA ligase activity. Gene Ontology annotation, cellular component: mitochondrion; cytoplasm. Lineage: Eukaryota; Metazoa; Chordata; Lepidosauria; Squamata; Sphaerodactylidae. The transcript has 17 exons. Gene Ontology annotation, biological process: mitochondrial glycyl-tRNA aminoacylation. Bases 42 to 2099 code for a protein of 685 amino acids. The record is from RefSeq and is a predicted model, not a curated record.